Molecule: messenger RNA, 1398 nt
Organism: Alligator sinensis (Chinese alligator)
Lineage: Eukaryota; Metazoa; Chordata; Crocodylia; Alligatoridae
Gene: TRAF4
Product: TNF receptor associated factor 4
Exons: 7
Biological process (GO): activation of NF-kappaB-inducing kinase activity; regulation of apoptotic process; signal transduction
Molecular function (GO): protein binding; zinc ion binding
Source: RefSeq, a predicted model, not a curated record
CGGCGCCGCUCCCUGGCCUCCCCGGGGGCUGCCACGGUGCAGGCGGACCCUUUGUGCCUCGGCAGGGUGGGCAGCCGGAGCCCUGUGCCCCGCAGGCCGCGCUUGCCCAGUCCCGUCAGGCUCAGCAGCGAAGGCGUGUUCAAGUGCCCCGAGGACCAGCUGCCCCUCGACUAUGCCAAGAUCUACCCGGACCCCGAGCUGGAGUCGCAGGUGCUGAGCCUCACCAUCCGCUGCAUCCACAGCGAGGAGGGUUGCCGCUGGAGCGGGCAGGUCAAGCACCUCCAGGCCCAUCUCAACACCUGUGGCUUCAACGUGAUCCCCUGCCCCAACCGCUGCGGCCUGAAGCUGCAGCGCCGCGACCUGCCGGCCCACCUGCAGCACGACUGCUCCAAGCGCCGGCUGCGCUGCGAGUUCUGCGGCAGCGACUUCACCGGCGAGGCCUACGAGACCCACCAAGGCGCCUGCCCGCAGGAGAGCGUGUACUGUGAGAACAAGUGCGGUGCCCGCAUGAUGCGGCGCCUGCUGCCCCAGCAUGCGCUGGCCGAGUGCCCCAAGCGCACCCAGCCCUGCGCCUACUGCUCCAAGGAGUUUGUCUUCGACACCAUCCAGAGCCACCAGUACCAGUGUCCGCGCUACCCCGUGCCCUGCCCCAACCAGUGCGGCGCGGGCAGCGUGGCCAGGGAGGACCUGCCCGGGCACCUGAAGGAGAACUGCAGCACGGCGCUGGUGCUGUGCCCCUUCAAGGAGGCCGGCUGCAAACACCGCUGCCCCAAGGUGGCCAUGAGCCGGCACGUGGACGAGAGCACCAAGGCGCACCUGGGGCUGGUGUCGGCGCUGGUGAGCCGGCAGCGCCAGGAGCUGCAGGAGCUGCGGCGGGAGGUGGAGGAGCUGGCGCUGGGCUGCGACGGGACGCUGGUGUGGAAGAUCCCGGACUACGCGCGGCGGCUGCAGGAGGCCAAGGCGCGCAGCAACCACGAGGCCUUCAGCCCCCCCUUCUACACGCACCGCUACGGCUACAAGCUGCAGGUCUCGGCCUUCCUCAACGGCAACGGCAGCGGGGAGGGCAGCCACCUGUCCGUCUACAUCCGCGUGCUGCCCGGCACCUACGACAACCUGCUCGAGUGGCCCUUCUCGCACCGCGUCACCUUCUCGCUGCUGGACCAGAGCGACCCCUCGCUCUCCAAGCCGCAGCACGUCACCGAGACCUUCCGCCCCGACCCCAACUGGAAGAACUUCCAGAAGCCGGGGGCCUCGCGCAGCUCCGUGGACGAGAGCGCCCUGGGCUUCGGCUACCCCAAGUUCAUCUCCCACGAGGACAUCAAGAAGCGCAACUACGUGCGGGACAACGCCAUCUUCAUCAGGGCCUCGGUGGAGAUCCCCCAGAAGAUCCUGGCCUGA